Molecule: messenger RNA, 2538 nt
Organism: Equus quagga
Lineage: Eukaryota; Metazoa; Chordata; Mammalia; Perissodactyla; Equidae
Gene: CXCL9
Product: C-X-C motif chemokine ligand 9
Exons: 4
Coding region: 58-438 (126 amino acids)
Biological process (GO): inflammatory response; antimicrobial humoral immune response mediated by antimicrobial peptide; neutrophil chemotaxis
Cellular component (GO): extracellular region
Molecular function (GO): chemokine activity; CXCR chemokine receptor binding
Source: RefSeq, a predicted model, not a curated record
UUUCUCAGGCGUGAAAUCCAAUACAGGAGUGACUCAGAGAAACUCCAUUCUACCACUAUGAAGAAAAGUGGUGUUCCUUUCGUUUUGGGUAUCAUCUUCCUGACUCUGAUUGGAGUUCAAGGAGCUCCGGUAAUGAGGAAGGGACGCUGUUCCUGCAUCAAGACCAGCCAAGGGACGAUCCGCCCAAAACUGUUAAAGGACCUUAAACAGUUUGCUCCAGGCCCUUCUUGUGAGACAACUGAAAUCAUUGCUACAAUGAAGAAUGGAGACCAAACAUGUCUAAACCCAGAUUCAGCAGAAGUGAAAGAAUUGAUUAAAGAGUGGGAGAAACAGGUCAGCCAAAAGAAAAAGCAAAAGAAAGGGAAAAAACAUCAGAAAAACAAGAAAUUUCCAAAAGUUAAAAAAUGGCAACGUCCUCGUCAAAAGAAGGCUACAUAAGCCACCCCUUUACCAACAAGUAUUUUCUGUUGAACAGAUUCUUUUUAAUUAUACUGACAUAAUUUCAAAGAGGGAUGCCAUCUUAAUACAUAAGCUUGUGGAUUUGACUAGAACAUUUAAAGCUUUAUUAUGAAAUUAUAAUUAAAGCUAGAAAGUGCUUUUAAAAUCCAAAUGUUAAGAAUUGUUAGAGGCUAUAGUUUGUCUUUGUUUUUGACUCCAACCAACUGAAUUUCAUCAUGCUUAAGACCACAAUCUUAGUAACGCCCACAUCUAGACAAGUGCCCACACAGCCACAUCCUACACACAACAGCUGCCUGGGAAAGCAGCCCUAGUCUCCCCAGGCCACAGACUGCAGUCCCCAGAGAGUAUUCUGAGGCACAUGUCAGCAAGCCCCAGCCCGUCAGCAUGCUGGUAAGCCAAGCAGCUCGGAAUCGAGCUGGACCUCACCAAGCUGCCAUGGCCAUCAGCGUCUGUAUUUGAAUCAGUCUAGAGGGCUCCCAUACAAUGUAUCUGAGAGACCUAUGCCGGUUGUUUCAGGGGACCACCACUGGAGAACACUAGCACUUGGCUUUCAGAACCUUCUGUCUAUCUUUUGAGGCCAUGCGACUCCAUCUUGCCUGCCCAGGCUGACCACUUUGUUUCUUCUUGUUCCCCUCUCCUUCAGUCCAGCCAGUUCCUCAUUGUCCUACCACAGUUCAAUGCCUGCCUCUUCUACUACCCUGAUCGUGCUCUCAUUCACCUGGGUCUACUCCUUUCUCACUCUUUCCCCAACACCCCACAGGAACGCCACCGUCUCCCCACUCAUCCUCACUUGAUCCAGUCUUCAAGGCUCAGUUUAAUACUGCCUCUUAAAUAAAACCUUUUGGACACUUGGAUUAUCUUAAAAUUCCUAUUUCACUUGUGUUCCAUACCACACAGGUGAGCAUUUAAUUGUUUUCUAAUUAUUUUUUGUGUCUUUAUUCUGUCUCUCCAACUAAAUUGUCAGCUCCUUGAGGGCAGGAGCCACAGUUUGUUUCCAUGAAUCUGCCACAAUUCCUAAUAGACUAUGGAACUAGGUUCUGAAUAAUUUCUUAAUUGCAGUUGUUAGAGAUAGGCGGGCAACCAGACCAUCUCCUCAGAGCAGGAGCUGGCUAUUUACUGGCUACUCCAUAUUGUCUAACCCCUGGUAAGCUCUUUGACUCUUUGCUUCAGGCCUUUGUCACUGCAGGGACCAGGGGUGAUGCAACAUCUAUGACUUAUUAUGGCAGGAUGUUAACUUGACCUCUCCCAAGAAAUACUUAAACAUUUGUGGAUAUUGUUAACUGUUUUCAUAAAAUAUACAGGAUUCCUAGAAUCAUAGAAUCUUACAAUGCGAAGGGGCUUUAGAGACCAACCAGUGUCCAACCUUUUCCCUCAAAAAUUCCUUCAAUACCAUUCCUGACAAGCCUCAGUUUUCUAUGAUCUGACAAGAAAGACACCAAGAUCCUUUUGAAAACUCAUUUUAGGUAGAUAUGAAUUUCAUUGUUAGUUUAACUUGUUUCAGAGUCUAUAAAGUAUUAUAAUUAUUGAUUACCACAUCAGCUCUCAUGAAGAAAGGGGGUGUGGAGUAGCACAUCCUGGUAGUGGAGGCCUGGUUGGUGCCCAGUUAGCCUCAGCGGGGCUUGGAAACCCCCUGAAAGAGGAGGUGCAGUGAAUUGUGUAGGAGAGGAUGUCUUUGGCCAGAAUUUAAAGUUAGACCUACUUUCCCAAAUUUUGUCACUUCUUACAUUGCAGAUGAUUUUCAGUGCUGCCCAGUGAUAAUCCCACCAAACAAGAUCUUCUCAUAAAACUCUUCAGCUCCUUCCAUGUAACUCCCCUAAAAUAUCUAAAUGUUUCAUAAUUGGAGAGUCUGUGACCCAGUUACUAUGCAUCUCACAGGAAACUUGGACUGUAUAUAACUAAUAACCAAAGACCACAUGUUUUGACUAAGUAUGACGUAUAUAUAUACAUGAUAAUCACUCAGCAUUUAUAUAUACAUGUAUACUCUCUAAGCAAAUAAUUAAGUUGAAAAAAGUAUUAACAUAUAUACUUUGUACUUUGAAAUAUUUUCUUUGUUAAAAAACAAUAGUAUCAAUAAAUGGA